CUCAGUUUUCAAUUAGUUGUGGAGCGGUUCGGUUGGCAUUGCGCGCUAGUAAAGAAGCUACGAUAACGUUUAGUCUUCUGUUGGAAACAUAAAAUGUUUUGAUAUUGUUUCUAAUAAAUAGCAUAUGAAAUAAAAGUAUAUACAUAAAUGUGUUACAAAUUUAUAUAAAAAUUGAUUUAAAGUACGAGUAUGUCGAAGAUUUGGGCAAGCCUAUUGUCUUUAUGUUUAUAGGUACAUACACAUGCGGCGUGAUUAUUAUUUUGGGUGUUACAAAGUGCUUUAAGUCGAAGCCUAAGCUAUACAUAUACACACACAAGACUAAAAUAAGUAACAUGAACAUUUAUAUAUGUACAUAUAUUUUUUUGGUGAACAAUUAAACGCACAUUUGCGUUUUUGUUUUGUAGCGCAUUUCAUGUCUCUGCAGAUUUCUGUUUUUCUUUUCAUUGAUUGCGUACAAAACAAAACACAUUUACGGUGUCAAAUUCAGCAUCGCAUUAACCGACCAAGGGUUAGGGCGGGGGAGGUUAGUAGUAGAUGGGGAAACCAGCUCCGACAAGCACGCAGUUACUUACAUAUUUCCAAACAGAAUUCGAUUAGUCAGAUGAAGCCAUAAGGUGUUUACGAGGCGAUACUGGUCGAUGCUGCUGGAAUAUUUUAAUUUUGGACUGUUUUUAGCGCAGUGUUUGUGUAAGCAUUUUGCGUUGUUGCUAUACAAAUGUAUGUGGCAUAUGUAGAGGGCCAUCUUUGAUUAUAGAGAGCAACUAUCAAAAAGCGUCAAGGUUAUUAGCGUAGUUGUAGGGAAAUUUUAAAAUUUGCAAUACAAAAGAAAUACGAAUUAAAAGAAAAAUAAAGAGUAAAACUAAAAAUAGCUGAGUGCCCUAUAGCCCUUUAAUAUCGCAACUAAUAGCCAUAAGUGUCUCGUUAAUUAUUGCUUCUUAUUACGUCUGCAUCUUAUUACGAUUGCGUGUGCAGGUCAAAAGUUGGACGUAUAAAGUAAAGUGCACCACUAGUAACAACAAAUUUAUCUGAGUUGAAGGCAAUCAAAACGAACUAUUAAAUUGAAGAGAAUACCGAAUGCCCACAAAUACAAUCCUAUCGAGAAUGCAAACAACCAAUCAAAACAAUUACAUUACCGCCGAAGAUAUACCAUCUAUAGCAAACAAGACCACCAAUAACCAAAUAGAACCUAUUAAAAACUAUAAUGCUUUAAAAGCAGAACACUCUUUAGGAGGUACGUCUGUAACAAAUAUGACAACGACAAAGAGCCACAAAGCAGCUUCUACACCGAUGGACCAGCAAUCACAAUUCGAGGAGGACAAUGAUAAUUGUAUGAUUGAUAUAGCCACAAUGCAAAUUGCUGACGAUAGCAAUAAUGUAGUCAAGCCAACUGGCUCGAAUUCCAACAACUACAGCAGCAAUAAUAAAUGCACAUGUGGGGAUGAGCAGAGCGAUACGAGACAGAAGGCUACCGCCGUGGGGGAGCAACUGAAAUGUGCUGGGACGGAGGGGGACAGCGACAAUGAAAUCGAUAUGAAAACUACAAUCGAAAACAAAUGUGAAAAUAUAAAAAUUGAGGAUGAGCGGGAAGAUGAUAGUUUAGUGCACGACUACCUUAAUGUUUUGGAGAUCAACCAAGCUGAGGAGGAGCAAACCAUUACUGAACUAGUAGAUGCUAGUGGGCAAAGAAAGUGUAUAGAAGCCAAGCAAAGCAAUGGCAUGCGCGUCGCUUUUGGUAUAAUUUUUAGGCUAAUGCUGCCGUUGGCUAACAAUGUUAUGCGCAGCUUCAAGGGCAUACGUGAUGUACGAUUUUUGCGUAUAUUGAAAUCUAUUGCUUCCAGCCGACAAGCACUCACCAACUUGAUGGCGUUUGCGGCCAAUACAAUAUCGCUUAAUUUGUCGUCGGUGCAAGUUUCUCAACGUAUCGAUCCAAUUCUGAAGCUUCUCAAAAUACGUAAGUCCCCCGAUGGCAUUGAAAGUCUACCAGAUACGCCGUCUAUUAACAGUAUAUCCUGGUUUCCCACCUCCGCAAUAUCGACACCGCCGCCGACUCCUAAAACGCCUAGCACUCCUACUAUGCCAUUUCUUUCACCUUCAUUUCGCGAACCUUCGGGAGUGAUGCCUGCUUUUUCUACCAGCAAGCGAAAAACCACAAUACCACAGACGCCCGCGCCAAAAUGCUGUACAUUAAAGGUGCUGGCAGAACCGCCACCAGGAGAGCCCAUACGCGCCGACAUUGUCUUCAUACACGGGCUGCAUGGUUCUUUGGUAAAUACAUGGAAGCAGGGUUUAUGGGAGAACGAACGUCAACCGGAAGGUUUCGAACGGCCACCAAAACCACCAGUACGACCACCUAAACGGCCAAAGCAUUCACGCGCGGUCUUGUUGCAUCCACCACACAAGCAAAAACGCGCGCGAUUCGCGCACAGCGACUCCAAUCAGCGGGCAACACAAGAGCAAAUGGAGUAUGAUGAAGUUAAAGAUUUGGAUGAUGGCUUCUUCGACGCAACUGAACAAGAAUUGAGAAAUGGUAUUUCCUAUGUUUGUGGCGCGCCACAAGAUGUAAAAAACUGUGAUGGCAUCGAAUACAGUUUUCCCACAUUCCGCUUACGUCUGAACGACAAUGGCCGUCAACUGCAGGCUGAGUUCGAAAAGAUGCAAGAAAGCGCUGCGAAUGACAAUGACCCACACUUGCAGCCGCCACAACAGCAGGCGAACAGCGGCAGCAAGCAGAAAAAUUCAACCAAACUCACUUCCGAUGAUCCGAAUUAUUCCAAAUGCUGGCCUGCUGAUUGGCUGCCCCUAGACUGUCCUAGUGUUCGUGUCAUAGCGCUUAACUACACCACCGAUCAAUACUUGUGGCGACCACUAUGGAAAAAGAAGGAACCACGAUCUAACCUAAUUGAACGUGCACGCGAAAUGACUGAGCUGCUGAUCAAGCAUCGUAUCGGUUAUGGUCAGCCGAUCGUGUGGGUGGGCCAUUCUAAGGGUGGCCUGUUUAUUAAGCAAAUCAUUGUCGACGCAUGGGAGAGUGGACGACCGGCUGUGGCGCCUUUAUGGCGUUCCUCACGCGGUGUAUUCUUCUAUUCGGUGCCGCAUCGUGGGUCUCAUUUGGCUUGCAUUAAGGCGCCGCUCCUAGCGCGAUCCAUCGAGAUGUUGGAUAUUGAGAAAAAUAACAAAUAUUUAUUGGAUUUGCAUAGACGCUUUGCGGGUCUAUAUCACUUGGGUCAUAUUAAAAUUGAGGUGUUUAGCUUUGUGGAGACUGCAUUAACGCUGAUGUCUGUGCUCUAUCUGCGCAUUGUGGGCGUGGAUUCGGCAGAUCCUGGCUUUGGUGAUGUGUGCGGCAUACGCUUGGAUCAUCGUGAAAUUUGCAAACCUCGCGGCAGAGAUUGUAUUCUUUACAAAGAAUUGGUUAAGAUGAUUAAAAAAGUGAUUGAAUUUGAUGAACAUAAGCCAUUUAGUGACUAGAAACUGUUCGUACCUUAUUGGAUUAAAGUACAAUAGAUAGAAAUAGUAUGAGACCAAAAAAUAGUAAAUAUGAAUUACAAAAAA
Molecule: messenger RNA, 3549 nt
Organism: Rhagoletis pomonella (apple maggot)
Lineage: Eukaryota; Metazoa; Arthropoda; Insecta; Diptera; Tephritidae
Exons: 7
Coding region: 1075-3465 (796 amino acids)
Source: RefSeq, a predicted model, not a curated record